GUCCACAUUAUCAUUUAUUUACAACAACAAACAAAUGGGUUUUGUUAAUAUUGUUUAGCUGUUUGUGCGCAAUAAAAUGCAUCAUAUUUGUAAGCUUACAUAAGUGCGUGUCUGCCCAGCAGUUGCUUGCUAUAUAGAAUUGUUCUGUGCCCAGCGACAAAAAGUACAGCAAAAAAGUAAGCGCACUUUUUGGACCGUUAUGCAAAGCAGUAAAAUUGGCGGUGACCGGACACUAAAUUGUAGCAAUAGCAAUAGCCAUAUCACUUGUAGCGUAAACUCUUUUCACAGUAUCGAAUUGUAGUAGUGAUAAGCAUUAGUUUAGAUACGGCUUGAUUGCCAGCCAUGUUGUGUGCUCUUGCCCGCGGACCCCACCACCUAAAGGUAGCGGCCGUCUACUACAAUCUCUCCGACUUGCUAUGCACAAGUCGCGGCUGUGCCGUCCAGGCUGUACGCCUGGCGUCCGGCAGUGCCAGCAGGAGAAACAGCAGCCACCAGCACCAACAUCAUCAUCAUCAACUACAACCCCACCGAGAACUGCUUUGCCGCUCGUCCCGUUCUCGUGCACAAAGUUCCAAAUUAGCAGUAAGAAAGUUUCACUCGGAGCCAGUCGCGAUGUUCUACUCGAUGUACGCGUACCUCUCAAACCUGCCGCGUCUUCAUGUGCUCGGCCUGGCCAUUAUUGCCUAUGUAGUCUAUUACCUAAUCCAGGUGGUCAAGCGACCGAUAAUCGCUUGUUCGGACGGGCCGUUCAAGCAAUACCUGAUUCGGAUGGUGCCCACCCUGGAGAACAAGUACUGGCCCACUUUCUGGUGCGUUGAGAGCCGUGCCCAGACCGUUCUUGCGAGCCUGCUGCGCUCCAAGAGUCUGCCGCGAAUCAAUUACCGCCGCGAGAUACUCAGCCUGAAGGAUGGCGGAGAGGUGGCCUUAGACUGGAUGGACGAGGGCUGCAACGAGAAUGCUCCUUGCAUUCUCAUACUGCCCGGACUGACCGGCGAGUCGCAGGCGGAGUACAUCAAGUGUCUGGUCCUCGCCGCUCAGCAGUCCGGAAUGCGAGUGGUGGUCUUCAAUAAUCGCGGCCUCGGUGGCAUUGAGCUGAAGACACCACGGCUCUACUGUGCAGCUAAUUGUGAGGAUCUCUGCGAGGUGGUUCAGCAUGUGAGGAAGGUCCUGCCGUCUCACUGCAAACUGGGGGCCACAGGCAUUUCCAUGGGGGGCCUGAUAUUGGGCAACUAUUUGGCACGCAAGAGCGAGGAGGCCCGUAGCAUUCUGUCGGCGGCCAAAAUCAUCUCUGUGCCGUGGGAUGUCCACAAGGGCAGCGCCAGCAUUGAGAAGCCAGUUAUCAACAGCCUGCUGGGUCGCCAUCUUGCUGGCAGCCUGUGCCGAACGUUGGCCAACCACUUGGAAAUUUACAGGGACAUCUACCAGGACUCGGACAUUGACAUACAGCGCAUACUGCGCUGCACAACCAUCAAGGAGUUCGAUGAGCUGUUCACCGCCAAGCAGUUUGGCUAUGCCCAUGUCAACGACUACUACACGGAUGCCACGCUCCACAACAAGCUGGAUCACAUCUCAGUGCCGCUCCUCUGUCUGAGUGCUGCCGAUGAUCCGUUCCAACCGUUGGACGCCAUCCCCGUCAAGGCGGCCAAUCAGUGUACCCAUGUGGCAAUUGUUAUCACGGCGCGCGGAGGCCACAUCGGUUUCCUAGAGGGCUGGUGGCCGUCCACAAGGGAUCAAUACAUGGGUCGACUGUUCACGGAGUACUUUACCAAGGCCCUCUUUGACGUGGAUGGCGAGUUUCAGCACACCUCCAACAAAAUGCACGAACGCUUUCUGGCCAAACAGACACUGGCUCUGGCUGCGUCCCCACUGCUCUUAAACAAGAAGGUGGAAGUGGUGGAGCAUCUAGACCACAAGGUUAAGCUCAUGUAGAAGCUGUUUGAUGCGAGCAUCACAAUACUCUUGCUCAACUAUUGCCUAACUAGAGGCGUUUCGUUUCUUUACGAUAAACUAAACAAAAAUAAACAAAAUUACCUGCGCAUACAUGAAUUCCGUUUGCGAUUCCGAAGACUUUCCGAACACAUGUGAUAGAUGAAUAGUUGUAUGGAAAAAACAAUUGAUCAAAAUCCUAAUCCAAAGUGUUGUAAUACUCAGUAAGUCAAAGUCAGUUAGGGGAACAAAACAAAACAGGAUGCUGUAGAGAUGCUUAAAUUAUUAAUAGUAUUCGUGACAUUAGGUACAUAUCAGAUUGGAAUAGAGACAAAAAGCUUUACGAUUCUUAGACGUAAAUUCAA
Molecule: messenger RNA, 2291 nt
Organism: Drosophila guanche
Lineage: Eukaryota; Metazoa; Arthropoda; Insecta; Diptera; Drosophilidae
Gene: Hydr1
Product: phospholipase ABHD3
Exons: 4
Coding region: 343-1929 (528 amino acids)
Biological process (GO): medium-chain fatty acid biosynthetic process; medium-chain fatty acid catabolic process
Molecular function (GO): acetylesterase activity; monoacylglycerol lipase activity
Source: RefSeq, a predicted model, not a curated record